Saccostrea cuccullata (small rock oyster) is the source of this 1746-nucleotide messenger RNA. Its product is annotated as von Willebrand factor A domain-containing protein 5A-like. The transcript is spliced from 12 exons. The coding region runs from base 1 to 1746 and encodes 581 amino acids. The record is from RefSeq and is a predicted model, not a curated record. Lineage: Eukaryota; Metazoa; Mollusca; Bivalvia; Ostreida; Ostreidae.
AUGGAGAGAUUACGACAUGGACUCGUCCUGUACAAUGAAUCUGGGAUCCCUGAGGAAACUGUUCCUCUACAAAGAAUUGACAUCAGGGUGACGGUGGUGAAUUUCGUUGCCUGUGUAGAAUCAGAUCUGUAUUACAUCAACAACUCUACAGAAGCUGUCCAGACAGAGUUCGUGUUCCCAGUGGAUGAGGGUUCGGUGGUCUACAGGUUUGAGGCGGAGAUCGAAAACAGGACCAUAGUAGCCGAGGUUCAGGAGAAAUCUCAGGCAAAGGAAACAUAUGAAAAUGCUAUCGAAAAUAAUUAUGUUGGAUUGUACAUGGCAAUGGACGAUGAUUAUGCUGAUGUAUUUCGGCUGAAGUUGGGAAAUCUUCCCGGAAAGAAGUCUGCCAAGGUAACAUUCGCAUACGCCAGAGAAAUAGACAUGGAACCAGAUGACAUUGGAAUAUUAACACUACCUACUGUUCUCAAUCCCAGAUAUGUCCCUGACUGUGGAAGCAGCCCAUUCCCACCACCUGAUGGAGCGACAGGAGGGGAGCUUAAAGUCUUGCCCUCACUCUCUGACAAAGGUAUGAUGUACAUGGAGGACUUUUUCAUCAAUUUCGAUGUUAAAGUCGCUGGAGGAGGGAAUAGCUGCAUUUCUUCAGAAAAAAUAACAAUGGACGUCACUGCAGAUAGAGUAUUAACUUCCGCAUACACUGUGUCAAAAAGGCCAGGACUUGGAAAGGACUUCGUUCUAGAGCUGCAUUAUAAAGGCUUUAAUGAACCAUGUGCAGUUCUGGAGAAGGGGAAGGAGGAUAAUGAAAGUGGUUUCCUAUCGUCGGAUGUGUUGAUGGUAAAUUUUUCUCCCUCGUUUUCCAACUUACAAACCAAUGAUUCACAUGAAUUCGUUUUCUUGAUUGAUCGUUCUGGUUCUAUGUUUUCUCGCAUUGAAAAGGCGAAGGAAACACUACUUCUCCUCUUAAAAAGCUUGCCGGUCAACUGUUACUUCAAUGUGGUCAGCUUUGGCAGCGAUUUCUCACUUCUUUUUCCAACGAGCAAACCUUACUCAGAAGAAAGCAUGGAGGAAGCAAUGGACCUUCAGAGAGAGAUGAAAGCUGAUAUGGGUGGAACGAAGAUUUAUCAAGCUUUGGUGAAAAUUUUCGAAGAUAAAGCGACCAAGGAUGUCAGACAGAUGUUUUUGCUGACAGAUGGUGAAGUUGGUAACGUUCAAGAGAUUGUCAAAUUAGUGAGGAGUCAAACGAACACAAGGGUAUUUACGUUCGGGAUUGGUGAUGGGUGUUCAACUGCAUUGAUACGCGAUGUAGCUGAGGCAGGUAAAGGAAAGGCUACAUUUGUCAGAGACAGUGAAAGACUGCAAAAUAAGGUAAUGUCCGUCAUGAAAAGCAGUCUCUGUCCAACAAUUAAAGACUUGUUCUUAACAUGGAGUUUACCAGAUGGGUGCUCAAUCCUAAAUAUCCCUAAAGAAGUACCGACUAUUUUCCAAGGAGAUAGGCUGAUUUUGUAUGGCAUUAUUUCAGGAGAAAUACCGAAAGAGACAAACGUUAAAAGUUCGUUGAAACUGUCUGGUAAAUCUGGAGAAUCGCCCGUGGAAUUUGGGAUAGAAUUUGAUCUCGCUUCAGGUGUUGGCAAAUAUGACGAGGUUUUUCUAUUGCACAGACUCGCUGCAAAAUCGAGGAUUUCAGAGUUUGAAAUGGAGGAGAGUGGAGGUAUUUAUGCAUAUUUCUGCUUACCAGAGCCGAUGACUUAA